Ostertagia ostertagi is the source of this 375-nucleotide messenger RNA. The record is from the annotation of a GenBank genome assembly. Lineage: Eukaryota; Metazoa; Nematoda; Chromadorea; Rhabditida; Trichostrongylidae.
CUGAUUGCUUGCGGGGCCGAAGGUGGUUCGUUUCCCUUCCAACAUUUGGAGAACGCUGGCGGUUGCAUAACAGUCGAUAUAAAACUGAUAAUUGGUACUAAACUAGAAAUGUCGAUCGGACAGAAAGGAGAAUCGCCGUGUGACAAACACGUCAAGAGCUCUAUGAAAGAGCAGGUUUUGGAAAGCUUAUGCCAUGGUCAAGAUGCAGAUAAGCGACUGAACGCAUCGCUGGUGUAUGGAGCUGGAGGCGGUGGUGCUACUACAGUGUCUGUGAAUUCCGCUUACAUUAUUGUUGCUGGUGGUGGAGGUGGAGCCUAUCCAACAGAUUACGUCGAUGGGAAACCGAACAAGUUCAGUUGCUCAUCAAUGAAAUUA